This is a messenger RNA of Contarinia nasturtii (swede midge), 2319 nucleotides long. RefSeq names its product dopamine N-acetyltransferase (gene speck). The coding region runs from base 438 to 1196 and encodes 252 amino acids. NCBI's taxonomy places the organism in Eukaryota, Metazoa, Arthropoda, Insecta, Diptera, Cecidomyiidae. Gene Ontology annotation, molecular function: N-acetyltransferase activity. The record is from RefSeq and is a predicted model, not a curated record. The transcript has 4 exons.
AGUAAAAGAAAAAAGGCUUUGUGUUGAAUGUAUAUACAGAUACAGUGACACUGGCAAUCACAAUACGUUCGAACAUGGUGAAGAUAUAUAAAAAAUGUACAUUUAGUCGACCACUGCCAGCAGCAUAUUUUUGAUCUCUUGCAUUUUUCCGUGCCCUUUUUUUCACCAUUGAUGACAUUAACAUACCAAAACCCAAGAAAAAAUCAACAACAAUAUAGUUUUGUGUUACAAGAAAGAAAAAAGAAUGCGUGUAAAAAUCUCAUUCAUUUUGGAAUGUGAUUAUCUGCAGUACGCAGAACGUUGUCCAUUUCGAAAGUUGCAAGUUUCAAUGCAGAAAUAAAAACAAAUGUAAAAAAUGGUUUUUAUUUUUAAAAAGAGCGACCGAAGAAAAAACACACAGAAACGAUCAGCGAUGAAAAUAAGUAAAAAUAUGUGGCAUGCAAAUCGAAUUGCUUACGAUUUCCGACCAACCGAUUGAAAAAAUGUCAAAAUCAAUCGAACCGCAGGAUGUGGAUAACACCAAGAAGCAACAACAACAGCAGCAACAACAACAGCAGGAAGAAAUUCGUGUAGAAGUUGUUCAGGAAGAGGAUACCGAGGAAAUUCUUAGCAUGCUUAAAACAUAUUUUUUCAAGGAUGAGCCAAUGAAUGAGUAUCUGAAAAUGGGCGAUUGUGUGGAAUUGGAGAAAUACACAACAAAAAGUAUUGGUGAAAAAUGUUCGUUUAAAGCGCUCAAUUCACGUGGUGAAAUUAUUGGCGUUGCAAUGAAUGGCAUUGUAAAAAAACCGAAGCCGGAUCAACCAUUUCAUAGUUAUGCGGCCGAAUGUAAGCAUCAACAAUUUAAAAAAAUUCUCACGCUCAUGGAAUACAUUGAUCAUCAAUACAGUACAUUCAAUUUGUAUCCGGAUAUAGAGAAAUUUUUAGAUGCCACCAUUUUAUCGGUGAAUGCAAACUAUCGUGGUUAUGGUGUGGCUGGUAAGCUAAUGGAGAAAACGAUGCAAUUCAUGCGUGAGCAAAAAAUUACCGUGAUUCAAAUGUUAUGCUCGAGCUACUAUUCGGCGCGAGUAUGUGAAAAGAUGGGCUUUAAAAAAGUCUAUGUAUUGCCAUUUGCUGAUUAUAAAGUUGAUGGUGAAAAUCCAAUUUUACCGAAAGAACCCCACACAGCCAUUCAAAUACUGGUACAAGAGAUUCAUUAGCAUGUAUAAUGCGGUUCAAUUCUUCUACCAACAGAAAUUAUACAAAAUCAACAAAAACAAUAAACUGUGUUUUGAAUUUUUGAGGAUUGAGUCAUUAUACACACAUACACCUGUGUUCUUUUCAUCUGCUCAGUAGACGUGUUAUAAGGUUAUUAUUAUUUACGCUUAAUAAAAAAUAAUAUGGAGAUUUUUUUUCUUUUUUUUUUUGCGUUCAUUGUUUUCGUUUGAAAACACAAAACAAAUCAUGUCUAUAGUCAAGAGACACAUUUGUUACGCGGGAUUAGCAUUUAAAUACGAUUGUAUUUUCUUCAUUUUUAAACGAACAAUAUUUAUAUUUUUUAAUAAGUUCAAGAAGAACGCAAGUUUUGAAACAUUUUUCGGGUGUCGAUUGUGCGCAAUUGAGAAAAACUCACUCCAAUAAAUUUACAGUGUCUAUAAUUAUGAAAGCGGCGAUUUUUUUUAUCUGUUUAACACAUAAUCCACAACCAUAGGAAAACAUUCUCCUCGAACUUAGUAAUAUUAUAUUAGACAUGGCUAUUCAAAAAGGCUCGCACUUAAUUCGUUCAAACCUCUAGCAAAUCGAAAGAAUUUCCAGAAUUCUAUUCCAUUUAUUGUAAAAAUCCAAAGAUUUUUGAUUCGACUGGGUUCAUUUCUUCUAAUUUGAUCAGUAUACCGCUAUUUUACAUAAUUUCAUUCACACUGCUAUGAUCAAGUUUUUGUGUAUGUUUUGUAAUAAAGUAACGAACGCUUAACUCAACGCAUUGCAUAUUGUAUCAGCGUUGAAUUUCGAACGAGCGUGAACCCUUUCAAUGAAAAAGUUUCUUAAAUACGAACUCGAUCUUUGUUGCAAGUAUUAAUUAUUUCACGGCCAAAGUGUUUAAGAUACACUAAAAAUCGGAAAAAAAUGUAUUCUUUUAAAAAAAAAAUAUUUUGAAUUGCUUUGCUAAUAGAUCUAAGAUAUGUUUUAUGACUGACAUGUGUGUAAAUCAUAGUAAUUGCUUGCAAUUAGUCAAGAAAGUAAAAGGUGAAAUCGAAAAUAAAAAAUCAAUUUGCACACGGCAAUGAGAUCAUCGAUAGUGUUGAAACAAAAUUUACAUUGAAUAAAAAUUGUUAUUGAGUUUGA